AUGGCCUCUGCCACGUCAACACCCACGCCCAUUCCUAUGCUAAAACCUAUGCCGUCGGCGCUGACGUUUGAGCUGAUAGCCCGUUGCUCCACCACUAAAGCCCGCGCUGCCAACCUCACUCUUCCUCAUGGCCCCGUCCAACUCCCUCUCUUCAUGCCGGUUGCGACCCAAGCAUCGCUCAAAGGAUUGACGCCUCAUCAGCUCGAGGCUACCGGCUGCCGAUUAUGCCUCAAUAACACGUACCAUUUAGGACUGAAGCCUGGACAAGAAGUGCUAAAAGCAGUUGGCGGAGCACACAAGCUGCAAGGAUGGAAGCAUAAUAUCUUGACUGAUAGUGGAGGUUUCCAGAUGGUCAGUCUCCUCAAGCUCGCAAACAUCACAGAAGAAGGUGUUCGGUUCCUCAGUCCCCACGAUGGAACGCCUAUGCUCCUGACGCCUGAGCAUUCAAUCGACCUCCAGAACACAAUCGGCAGCGAUAUCAUCAUGCAGCUCGAUGAUGUAGUUAUCACCACAUCCCCCGAUGCUGCACGCAUGCGCGAGGCAAUGCACCGUAGCAUCCGCUGGCUCGACCGAUGCAUAACCGCACACGCGAACCCGACCACGCAAAACCUUUUCUGUAUCAUACAAGGCGGUCUUGAUCUCGAGAUGCGGGCAGAAUGCUGCAAGGAAAUGGUGGCGAGAGACACACCGGGGAUUGCAAUCGGAGGGUUGAGCGGCGGCGAAGCAAAGGAUGAUUAUUGCCGGGUGGUCAAUACCUGCACAGGCCUCCUUCCGGAGAUGAAACCAAGAUAUGUGAUGGGAAUUGGGUAUCCGGAGGACCUGGUGGUUAGUGUUGCGCUGGGCGCAGAUAUGUUCGAUUGCGUUUGGCCCACCCGAACAGCGCGGUUCGGAAACGCCAUCACCGCACACGGCCUUCUAAAUAUUCGGCACGCGAGAUAUGCGAAUGAUUUCGGGCCUGUGGAGGAGGGCUGCGGAUGUAUGUGUUGUCGGAAAAAGGAGGAUGGUGGGCUGGGAAUCACGAAAGCUUUCGUCCAUCAUCUUGCGUCUAAGGAGACUGUUGGUGCCCAUCUUCUUACGAUACAUAAUGUGUGGUAUCAGCUUGCGUUGAUGACGAGUAUGAGGGAGGCUAUUAUAGAGGAUCGAUUCCCUGCUUUUAUAAAGAAGUUUUUCGACGAUUAUCAUGGGGCGGAUAAGACUAAGUACCCGGAUUGGGCGAUCAAGGCAUUGAAGAUGACUCAAAUUAGAUUUGAAAACACUUCAAUCAGAACACCUAAAAGGUACCAAAAUUCAAAUCCCGCGCGUAAAACCCUACCCAUCGCCUAUUGCCAUGACCAUAUGAUUGAGGAAGCCUAG
Venustampulla echinocandica is the source of this 1353-nucleotide messenger RNA. RefSeq lists its product as uncharacterized. Gene Ontology annotation, molecular function: tRNA-guanosine(34) queuine transglycosylase activity. Gene Ontology annotation, cellular component: cytosol. The coding region runs from base 1 to 1353 and encodes 450 amino acids. The record is from RefSeq and is a predicted model, not a curated record. The transcript has 4 exons. Lineage: Eukaryota; Fungi; Ascomycota; Leotiomycetes; Helotiales; Pleuroascaceae.